Messenger RNA from Enhydra lutris kenyoni (northern sea otter), 2137 nucleotides. Its product is annotated as histone deacetylase 2. Lineage: Eukaryota; Metazoa; Chordata; Mammalia; Carnivora; Mustelidae. The coding region runs from base 537 to 1844 and encodes 435 amino acids. The record is from RefSeq and is a predicted model, not a curated record. The transcript is spliced from 14 exons. Gene Ontology annotation, molecular function: histone deacetylase activity.
UCUGCUCCUUUCUCCGCCUCCCGCUUCAGCCGGGACCCCUCGACCCGAUCGGUCCCGGCGAGUAGUUACCAAGGGUGGGGGCCUACGUCCGCCUUGGGACACACAGACUCUGCCGUUUCGCCCGGGCUCCAUCACUCUCCUUUGUUCGCCGGGUUCUUUGAGCGCCACUUUCUCAGGAUUCAAAUGAAAAGGCUUCACUUCCUCGAUAAAAAAUGGGGUUUUCGAGUUUGAGGUAGUCUUCGCGGGAAAUGUGACGGUGUUAGGGAAACAUGGAGCUGUUACUGCUUGUGUUGCAGAUCAGACUGGAUGGGUUCUGGCUUGCCUCUGUGAGAGGCGGUUACCACCCACUUCUUUGUUGCUCUUUGUUCGAUCAGGAAAUGGACCCUACUUUGGAGGUUUAGGAGAGCAUGGGCAUCUUGUUUGAAAGCUGUUUCUAGGUGUUGGGAGUUUUGGUGUAGGAAAACUUUAAGGAGUAAUGCAGCAGUACUGAAUAAUCAGGUGAUAUUGGAAAUUAUUAUUAUGGACAGGGUCAUCCCAUGAAACCUCAUAGAAUCCGCAUGACCCAUAACUUGCUGCUAAAUUAUGGCUUAUAUAGAAAAAUGGAAAUAUAUAGGCCCCAUAAAGCCACUGCUGAAGAAAUGACAAAAUACCACAGUGAUGAGUACAUCAAAUUUCUACGUUCAAUAAGACCAGAUAACAUGUCUGAGUAUAGUAAGCAGAUGCAGAGAUUUAAUGUUGGAGAGGAUUGUCCAGUAUUUGAUGGACUCUUUGAGUUUUGUCAGCUUUCAACUGGGUUACACCAUGCUAAGAAGUCAGAAGCAUCGGGAUUCUGUUACGUUAAUGAUAUUGUACUUGCCAUCCUUGAAUUACUAAAGUAUCAUCAGAGAGUCUUAUAUAUUGAUAUUGAUAUCCAUCAUGGUGAUGGUGUUGAAGAAGCUUUUUAUACGACAGAUCGUGUAAUGACUGUAUCAUUCCAUAAAUAUGGGGAAUACUUUCCCGGAACAGGAGACUUAAGGGAUAUUGGUGCAGGAAAAGGCAAAUACUACGCUGUCAAUUUUCCAAUGAGAGACGGUAUAGAUGAUGAGUCCUAUGGGCAGAUAUUUAAGCCUAUUAUCUCAAAGGUGAUGGAGAUGUAUCAGCCCAGUGCUGUGGUGCUGCAGUGCGGCGCGGACUCGCUGUCCGGUGAUAGGCUUGGUUGCUUCAAUCUCACAGUCAAAGGUCAUGCUAAAUGUGUAGAAGUUGUGAAAACUUUUAAUUUACCAUUACUGAUGCUUGGGGGAGGUGGAUACACAAUUCGUAAUGUUGCUCGGUGUUGGACUUACGAGACUGCAGUUGCCCUCGAUUGUGAGAUUCCCAAUGAAUUGCCAUAUAAUGAUUACUUUGAGUAUUUUGGCCCGGACUUCAAACUGCAUAUUAGUCCUUCAAACAUGACAAACCAGAACACUCCAGAAUAUAUGGAAAAGAUAAAACAGCGUUUAUUUGAAAAUUUACGCAUGUUACCUCAUGCACCUGGCGUCCAGAUGCAAGCUAUUCCAGAAGAUGCUGUUCAUGAAGACAGUGGAGAUGAAGAUGGAGAAGACCCAGACAAGAGAAUUUCCAUUAGAGCAUCAGACAAACGAAUAGCUUGUGAUGAAGAAUUCUCAGAUUCUGAGGAUGAAGGAGAAGGAGGACGUAGAAAUGUGGCUGAUCAUAAGAAAGGAGCAAAGAAAGCUAGAAUUGAAGAAGACAAGAAAGAAACAGAGGACAAAAAAGCAGAUGUUAAGGAAGAAGAUAAAUCUAAGGACAAUAGUGGUGAAAAAACAGAUACCAAAGGAGCCAAAUCAGAACAGCUCAGCAACCCUUGAAUUUGAGUGUCUCACCAAUUUCAGAUACCAUAAAAGAGAAAAUAUUGGGAAGAAAAAUUUUUUCUUUUGGAAGACUUCUGGCUUCAUUUUAUACUACUUUGGCAUGGACUGUAUUUAUUUUCAAAAUGGCUUUUUUUUUUUGUUUUGUUUUCAUUUUUCUUGGCAAGUUUUAUUGUGAGUUUUCUAAUUAUGAAGCAAAAUUUCUUUUCUCCACCAUGCUUUAUGUGAUAGUAUUUAAAAUUGAUGUGUUAUUAUGUCAAAAACUGAUCUAUUAAAGAAGUAAUUGGCCUUUC